AUGUGUGGACUGCUCACGUUUCGACGUGCCAAGCCCCGAGUGUUCAAGUGGAAUAUGACAGUGUUUCUCGCCCCAUCCUUGAAAUCUGGACUGGUGACUUCCCCCUCAACAUCCCCCCCCUCUCCGAAAGACUAUCGCCCCCAACGCUACAUGCGUGUUAUCGCCCUCGCAGGCCUUGGCUACAUGUCUGCCACUGUGUUUGGCAGCCUCACGUACUUGUCCCUCACCAAGACCAACAUGGCGAACGAUUUUUGGUGGGCCAACUACAACGCUUCCCGGGAACACGUGUUCAUUGCUCGAAUGUACAACUGCGAGACGGUGCUGCGUCCCGAGGCCAAUUCAAUUGCACUCGACGACCACAUCUUCGUCGACGAUACCAACUACAGCUCCGUGUUGGCCACUGCCGUGGGGGUAUCCAUGCCAUCACUGUGCGUGUCGCAAAUCAAGCUCGCAGACGCGACCAAGUUGGAGGCGGUGGUCCGGGGCCUCCGACACAUGGAUGCGUGCAUGGCGCCGUAG
Molecule: messenger RNA, 519 nt
Organism: Aphanomyces astaci
Lineage: Eukaryota; Oomycota; Saprolegniomycetes; Saprolegniales; Verrucalvaceae
Exons: 2
Coding region: 1-519 (172 amino acids)
Source: RefSeq, a predicted model, not a curated record